Molecule: messenger RNA, 2760 nt
Organism: Periophthalmus magnuspinnatus
Lineage: Eukaryota; Metazoa; Chordata; Actinopteri; Gobiiformes; Gobiidae
Gene: tbc1d24
Product: TBC1 domain family, member 24
Exons: 7
Coding region: 229-1932 (567 amino acids)
Source: RefSeq, a predicted model, not a curated record
ACCUGAGCCCCCUGACAGGAUGCACAGGAUGCACAGCAGCACAUGGGCAGAGCAAGCUCCGGCAGAAAGCACUGCGCAUGCGCCACACAACUUCAGACGAAUCCUUCUGCACGUCUUGAGAUCUCUUCCCAUUCAAGAAUCACAAUGGGGAGUUAAAAUGUCAUAACUGAUCUUUUGUGUGGAAGUCUGUAAUAAGGCAGUACAUUUCUAAUUAAUUGUGUGUACAUCAUGGCUGAGGAGGAAUAUGGCAGCUUUGUGGACUGGGCUCAAAUGGGGGACCUGGCCAAGAGCAGUGGUCCCACAAAGGUUGACUGCAAAGACCUAAAGGAGUUUAAGCAGAUGGCCCGUCAAGGGUACUGGGCUAAAAACCACAAACUUCGAGCGCAGGUCUACCAACAGCUCAUCAAAGCCAUCCCCUGUCGUACGGUCACUCCCGAUGCAGAAGUGUACAAGGACAUUAUGAAAAAUGCAGGUUCUAAGAAACCCUCUGCCCACAUCCCCCUGCCGGAGUUUGUGGAUGGAAACCCAGUGCCCAAGUACUGCCUCAAGCCAGAGGCUGUAGAUUCAGCCCAUCAGAUUAUGAACUGUUUGGCGGGACAGUUUCCAGACAUCUCCCACUGCCCCUCUCUCCCAGCAGUCACAGCAUUACUGCUCCACUUCAGUAAAGACGAGGCUCAGUGUUUUGAGCAUGUCAGUCGUAUACUUGCCUGUAAUGAGCCUGGGAAAAGACUGAUGGACCAAACAUUUUUGGCUUAUGAAUCUAGCUGCAUGACUUUUAGUGAUUUGGCCAAUAAGUACUGUGCACCAGCGCACAAGAUAAUUCUGGCUACGGCUCAGGAUGUGCAGGAGGUGUACUGUGAAUGGCAGCGAUGGAUCCUGGGCGACCUCCCCUUCAGCCACGCUGUCCGAGUACUGGAUGUUUACCUUGUGGAGGGCUACAAGGUGCUGUACCGUGUGGCUAUCGCGCUGCUAAAAUUCUAUCGUAAGCACAAGGCUAGUGGCCAGAAUAGCCAAGCAGUUCAGCCUCCUCAGGAUCCAGAAAAGGUGCGAGCUGAAAUCCAGGCCUUUGUAAAGGGUAUUGGCUCCACUGUGAGUCCGGAGAAGCUGUUGGAGAAGGCCUUCACCAUUCGACUGUUCAGCCGUAAAGAGAUCACCUUGCUCCAGCUCACCAAUGAGAAGUCCCUGCAGCAGAAAGGCAUCACUGUCAAACAGAAACGACGGAACGUGCAGUUGGCCCUUAACCCUGACACAUUUUCCUCGGAGAUCGUGAGUGCCAAGGAAAUGCGGGACAUCUGGUCGUGGAUCCCUGAGCGGUUUGCCCUUUGCCAACCACAGCUUCUCUUCACUACUUCUACUCAUGGCUGCAGCUUGACCAGGUUCUACUCCCACUCUGAAGGCUAUGAACCCACUUUACUCCUCAUCCGGACAACAGAUGGCGAUGUGUGUGGAGCCUUUCUGUCCACAGACUGGGAGGAGCGCAAGAGAGGGGGUAAUAAACUGAGCUUCUUUGGAACUGGAGAGUGCUUUGUUUUUAAGUUAAAGCCAGAGAUGGAGCGCUAUGAGUGGGUGGUUAUCCGCCAUCCUGAAUUAGCUUCUUCUUUAAAGACUCAAGGCGAGGACAACUCUGCUGCGACUGAGGGCCAAGACAGCAAUAACCUGCAGCAGCCAGAGAAGCCUGCUGGGGAACUGUCUCCUUUUCUGUCUACUCGACACUUCAACCUCACCUCCAAAAAUACUUCCAUGUUCAUGGCUGGAAACUUUGAUUCUAUUAUAAUAGGUGGAGGUGAGGGUAAUGCACUGUACAUAGACUCGGAGCUUAACCAUGGGCGCUCUGCAACUUGUGCCACAUUUGACAACCCUCCUCUGUGUGCGGAGACCUUCCAGGUGUCACUGUUGGAAGUCUGGGGCUUUCAGGACACCAUGGCCUCCUAAAGCAGCAUGCACAUUACUGUACAUGCAGACAAAUGUUAGUAAUAUGCAGUCCAAGAGGAGACUCAUUUUGAAAAAGGAAUCCAUCUCAGCAAGGCACCAAGGCAGCCGAGGUCUCUUGUUUGUUUGCUGUGACCUAUUCUCUUGACUUAAGUUUUAAUGUCUAUCAUUUUUACUAUAGACAAACAGAAUUGUACUUGCAGAUUAUGUAAAUCUCACAAAGGUGUUUUGAGGUCAAUCCUUGGGUUUUAGAGUGAUGGAAAAUUGGCACAGUUGCCAUAGCAUUUAAAAAAAUUCUUGUGAAGGGUCAAACAAUGUUGUCUAUAAACGGGAAGCUGAAACCCAUGAAUUUGUUGUUUUUAAUAGCUGAAAGAGCUUCAGUUCAAUAAAUUCAGAGUCUGCCAAAUAAAAAAUUUAAAAAAAAAAUCUGUCUGUCAGACCAUAAAUAAGUAUUUUGUAUUGUUUGACAGGUGUAGCUAUUUGUGGAUAUUGUAAUGAAGAAGAAUACUGUAGUGAAAUGUCCGGUGUAAUUGUUGGUCUUAUUGUAUGAUCGGUGAAAUUGAGUGACUAUUUGCUGUAAUGUGUUCAUUUCACAAAAUAACAUCACCUCAUAUUUGUGAAUAAUGGAUAAAACAUCUUCCAUGUCCAUUUUGACAUUAAUCUCUCCAGUUGCAGUUUCCUGUUACCUUUUUUUUGUGUAAAAGCAGUAUUGUAUUUAUACAGAGCUGUGCCCUGUUGGUGGUUGUCACUUUAAAAUACUCUUACUUGUAUGUGUUUAUUGAACAUCAUGUGAAAAUACAAAAACGUACUUUUAAGUAAAACUGCAGACUC